AUGGCGACCAAACCCUACUUCCUCUGGGGGGACACGAACGCCGCCUCCGCCGCGGCCUCCGACUCCGACGCCGCCGCGGUCUUCGGCUCGCGCGCUCCGGAGACAGCGACGCUGCUGGCCGCCUCCACGGCGGCGGGGGACACGGCCGCGGUCUCGCCGGAGCUCGGGGCAGCGGCCGUGGCGCGGCCGCGGAUGCGGCGGAACUCGUCCGGGUCCGGGAAGCAGCAGCAGCCGGGCGGCGGCGGGGCCAAGAAGCCGCCGCAGCGCGGGCUCGGCGUCGCGGAGCUCGAGCGGCUCCGCUGCGGGGGCGACCCGCUGCGCGAGCUGGUCGCGGACGCCGCCGGCGCGCAGGGAUACCCGCUGCUCCACUACCACCAGCAACACCUCCUUCAGGUGCCGCCCUCGGCGUUCGACUCCGCCGCCGGCGCGCGCUACUGCUCGCAGCUGCUGGCCCCGGCGCCUCCGCCGCCGCCAGGUCCCGCUCCGGUCUGCUUCCUCCACACGCCCGCGGCGGCCAGCUGCCAGAGGGCUCCGCUCGUGGCGCUGGAGCAGCAGUACUUCAGGGACCGGUGGGGCCGCAUGGGGGGCUUCCCUACGGCUGGAAAUGGCUCCGGCGGUGGCGCCGACCACCAGCCCCAACUGCUGCCGGCGACGCUGGCGCCAGAGCACCCUUCAAGCCAAAACACCAUCUGGCGUCCUGCUGCGUCCUCCUGCCUCCACACCGGACACCGCUGCGACAUCUGCUGCAGGAGGAUGAGGGCCUUGGCAGAGAGAGGAGCACUGGCACCGACGCCUCCUGCGUCUCCAAACGCCGCCGGCUCCAACACCAACGCCACGCCAGACUACUCCAUCUACGAUCUGGCCGCGGCCAUGGGCACCGCUCGCCAGGGCGGAGCGCCGGCGGCGGCCGAGGCGCCGGCGAAGAAGGAGGUGAGGGAGAUCGAGUUCUUCCCGGCGGCGAGCGCGCACCACACAGGCAGCGGCGGCGGGGGCGGCCGGGUAUCCGUCCGCGGCGACUCGGAGCUCGCGGCGCCCUUCUCCUCCCCGUACGGCGCCGCCGCCGGCCGCACCGCACCGCAGCUCGACCUGUCUCUGAGGCUGUAG
Panicum hallii is the source of this 1104-nucleotide messenger RNA. RefSeq lists its product as uncharacterized. Bases 1 to 1104 code for a protein of 367 amino acids. The record is from RefSeq and is a predicted model, not a curated record. Lineage: Eukaryota; Viridiplantae; Streptophyta; Magnoliopsida; Poales; Poaceae. The transcript is spliced from 3 exons. Gene Ontology annotation, molecular function: DNA-binding transcription factor activity.